AUGACGGGGGCGGGGCCUCAAGGGGGCGGGCCGGGCCGAGCGCAGCUGAGCCGCGAGUUCCAGGCGCGACAGGUGCGCGGAGCCGCUCGCGGCCGCAGGUAUUUCUCCGUUCACGAGAUGGAGCCCUCGCCGUUUAAAAGAAGACAAUGGACUUCACAGUCGCUAAGGAUCACUGCCAAAGAGCUUUCUCUAGUCAACAAGAACAAGUCAUCAGCUCUCGUGGAGAGGUUCUCCAAGUACCAGAAGGCAGCUGAAGAAGCUACCACAGAAAAAAAAAGAAAUACCACAGACAGUCUUCCCCUUCAUUUUAAAAGGGGGAGCCUGAGCGUGUUAAAGAAGAAGUGGGAGAAUCCAGUGUUGGGAGCCGAGUCUCGGAAGGAAGCUCUGCGAAGCAGCUGUGCUGAGGGUAGGCAGAAGGUCGCCAGCCCCAGUGUCGGAGCCGAAAGCCGCCCGGCUUCUCUAGCAGAAGCUGAUCACGUCUCAGGGGUCAGUGCUAGAUCUCAACUCCAGUCCCCUUCUGGAGCCUUUGGCCAGGCGCGGUGUCCCGGUGUUGAUAGCGAAGAUCUUAAAAGCCACUCGCCGGAGAGUGAUAACAUGGAAAAUUGUCUAAGAGAAUCCAGACAAGAAGUAGGAAAGCCCGAGGCCAGUGAAAACCCAGACUCUUCAGGGAAGAUAGAGAAAUAUAGCGUCCCGCUAAACAAGCUAAAGAUGAUGUUUGAGAAAGGGGACGCAACUCAGAUCAAGAUUCCUCGGGACCAGACCAAGACUACGGGUGGCAGGAGGAUCUCUGAAAACAGCUUCUCUUCUGAGGACCUUGAUACCGGUUCUGGUGAGAGAAGCCGUAGCACUUCAGGGCACCUAAUGUGCAGCUCCCCGACAUUCAGCUCGGAGAGCCGAAGAACGCUGGAGAUGCCUCGCCUAACAGAAACAUCAAUAAAGGAUAGACUGGCAAAGUACCAGGCAGCCGUGUCCAAGCAAGGGAGUCCCACUAGCCUCGCGAAUGAGCCUCGAGUCAGUGAAAGUGAGCUCCAGGACAAAUCGGAGCAGAAGGAGAAUAUGCCGCCAAGCUCUGUGGACUCCAUUUCCUAUCAGGAUGGGGAGAAGGUUCCUUUAGGGGAGAACAGUCUGAAUUUCCACACUCACCUUUCUGAAGAUGGAACCAUUGAACUCAAUUCACAGAUGGGGAUGGAAACCCAGAGACCUGUCUGCGCAAAACAGCCAGCCUCCGAUAUGAAACCACUCAGCCAAACGGAUGCCUCUCCACCAAAAGCUGUGAAGAAGUUUCAGUUGCCAGUGAAGGAGACUUGCGUUGGGUGUCAGAAGACGGUGUACCCAAUGGAGCGCCUCUUUGCCAACCAGCAGGUGUUUCAUAUCAGCUGCUUCCGCUGUUCAUACUGCAACAGUAAACUCAGUCUUGGAACUUAUGCAUCUCUCCACGGGAGCAUUUACUGCAAGCCUCACUUCAAUCAGCUUUUCAAAGCCAAAGGCAACUACGAUGAGGGGUUUGGGCACAAACAGCACAAAGAGCUAUGGAUGAGCAAAAUGGAAAAUGAAGAAGAAUCCAUGGAGAAAUCUGCCCAGACCACCUGUACGACAGACGUCCCUAAAAGUCCAGGCGUAGAAGAUGCCCCCAUUGCAAAGGUGGGAAUUCUGGCAGCAAACAUGGAAGCAAGAGCUGCAGUUUUGCCUGAAAGAGAAGAGAAACCUGCAGAAACAAAGAAACUAAGGAUUGCCUGGCCACCACCAUCUGAACUAGGGAGUCAAGGAAGUGCUGUAGAAGAAGGGAUCAAGGUGUUCAAGCCAAAGUGGCCUCCAGAAGAGGAGGUCUCCAAGCCCGAUGUUCAGGAGGCUGAGGACUUGGAUCUCAAAAAGUUACGGAGAACUUCCUCCCUGAAGGAAAGAAGCCGACCCUUUACGGUAGCUGCCUCAUUUAGAACGAUGUCUGUUAAGGGAACCAAAAUGGAGCAUGCGUCUUCUUCCAAGGCAGACAGGGGCAUGUUCAAAAAAAGCCAGGAACUAGAGAAGGAGGUAGAGGUAGAAAAAAAGCAAACUGUCCAUAAUGCUGAAGAGAAGAAUAAGGACCUGGAGGCAGAGAGGGAAAGGCAAGCUCCUGGCAUUAAGGCAGAAGGGGAAGAAAACUUGGAGAACAGCCAGGUGAACACAGUGACAGAUGAAGAGGAAGAAAAUGCUGCUGAAGUGCAACCAGCUCCAAACAAUGAACUGCUUGCCCCAAGUUCUCCUGAACGCUCCAGCUUGGUGAAUGUGGUGACUUCUAAGGAAUUAUCUCCUGGUCAGAAUCGCAAAUCUCAGGAUGUCGGGUUCUGGGAAGAGGAAGAGGCGGAAGAACUAUCCGUGGAGGAACAGAUCAAAAGGAAUCGAUACUAUGAGGACGAAGAUGAAGAUGAAUAAAUUGGCCUUUCACUGGCAAAGUUGCUGCAAGGUGUUUGGCCUUAAAUUGGUGUUUUAGCUUUAACAAGCAGCUGCCCUCUGUGAAAGUGAUCCUCUCUGCACAUUGAUCCAUAAGGGAACCACAGAACAUGCGGAGGUCUUGGAGUACAGUGGAAACCUGCAAAAGCCAUAUGUAUCUAAAUUAAAACGUACAUAAUCCCUUGUUGUGGGAUAGUUUUCCCAAUUCUCAGCACGGGAACAAAGAUCCACUCUGUACCCUGAUUAUCCUCAUUGUCAUCUUCUGUGCUUGGGUACUUUAUUCCACCAAUGAUGAUUUGCAGGACUUCACUGUACUCCCAGUGGUGGCAUUUAAAAACCAAACUUCUCUUUUAAUACACUACUCUUGCCACUGUGAAUGCUAUUGCAAUACUUGGGGACCAAUUUCAAAGGAACUUUCAGGCCUGCUUUUAAAAUGGUGACUGAAUGCACUUUAAUUCAUGUAAAGGGCACAGCUGGGAUAUUUUUAUAAUGAAAACACUAAUUGUUUUGUGCUUAAUAUCUAGCAACUUAAGUCUCAUACAGAAGUGCACAGAAUACAACAGGAUGAUUCUUUCUAUUGUCUAACUCGCUUGCUCUUGAUCCAUGCAAAAAUUCCUGUUUUGCACUCUGUUUUUCUCUGCAAGCCUCAUUUAUUUUCCAAACUGGAAUGAAGGUGUACCAGAGCCCUCUGGCUAGCAAAUGCACCAGCACACCCACUUCUGGGAUAGAAGUAUUACAGCCAGUGUCUGAAGCAGUGCUGACAACUGGGGCUCACGAGGACAACCCAUCUCUGUCGCAGCAACUUGCAGGCCAUUACUCUUGCAUUCCAUAUGUUUCAGAGGUGAAAUGUUUUAUUUCUUAGACUUUCUUUACCACUCUGAGUUACUUAAAGUUGCAAAUACUGUUUGUAAGGCCUUUCAAUAAUUGCAUUCUCCUGAUACUGAACUGCCAGAGAGAUUUUUUUUUUUUUUUUAAUGGUUACAUCUGUGAGAUUUAUGCUGCAUACAAAAUCUGUGGGAUCCUAAAACUAGAACAGUGAGAUUUUUCUUUUUUCCAUAGGACUUGUUUCUAGCAUUGAAGUUUUUAGUACAUUUUAAACGACUGCAUUUUAUGCUACAAACAAUGGUAUUCAAACUGGGAGGGUUAUUUCUAUAGUAACUUUUCUUUGUACUGUAUUAAUUUGAAAAUUAGCUCUAAUUAUAUUUUAGAGGUGUAAAAUAUUCUGCUUUCUUACCAAACCUUCUAAGUAUGAAACCAUUUUUAUUCAAUAAAGCUUUUUCAUUUAUGUUUAA
Messenger RNA from Gavialis gangeticus (Gharial), 3719 nucleotides. RefSeq names its product LIM domain and actin binding 1 (gene LIMA1). Gene Ontology annotation, molecular function: actin filament binding. The coding region runs from base 1 to 2409 and encodes 802 amino acids. The transcript is spliced from 12 exons. NCBI's taxonomy places the organism in Eukaryota, Metazoa, Chordata, Crocodylia, Gavialidae. The record is from RefSeq and is a predicted model, not a curated record. Gene Ontology annotation, cellular component: plasma membrane; actin cytoskeleton. Gene Ontology annotation, biological process: actin filament bundle assembly.